AGUUUCGGUUUUACCUUUGCACGAAGGAUGGCUGAACCGCCAACCAAAGUUAAAAUAUUAGAAACUCCAGAAGACAUCCGUGAACGCAGAGAGCAAGUUCUGUCGCGUUAUUCUGCAUUUAAAGAAGCAACACAUUACCGCCGUCAUAGGUUGGAAGAGGCCAAAAAAUAUCAGUAUUUUAAGCGUGAUGCCGAUGAACUUGAAUGUUGGAUUAAUGAAAAAUUACAAACCUAUGCAACUGAGGAUUUCAAGGAGCUCAGUAAUCUACAGGCGAAAAAACAAAAGCAUCAGGCUUUUGAAUUGGAAGUAACAGCUCAUGCUGAAACACUCUCAGCUUUGGAUUCUGCUGGUGAAGAAAUGAUAAGCCAGGGUCACUAUGCUACUGAAAUCAUUAAGGUAAUGCUUUUCCUACCAACCCUUGAGUUCUAGAAUCGACUUGAUGAAUUACAUGCCUUGUGGGAAAGGUUGAUGGCUAUGUUCAGAGAGAAAUCGCGCCUGAUUAACCUUACUCUGAAAUUUGUGCAGUUUUUACGUCAGGUCGACGAGCUACUCUUCUGGAUACGUGAGAAAGAGACCUAUGUUACGUCAGAGGAUUUUGGUCAGGACUUGGAACAUGUUGAGGCCCUACAAAAAAAAUUCGAUGAGUUUACAAAGGAUCUUGAGUAUCAGGAGAAUCGUGCAGAGGAUAUCUAUCGGAAGGCAGAUGAUCUACUGAAAGAAGAGUUUCCUGAAGACGCCUUGGUGAUCGAAAAGUCCAGGGAGGUUCGUGAAGCCCUUGAGCGCCUGAAAGAUCUUGCAAAAAGACGACAAGAAAAACUUCUUGAAGCCUAUGAAAUACAGCGCUUCUUCAGAGAUACUGAUAAGGCCAUCUCGUGGGUAAAUGAGAAGUCUGUUCCUCUAUCUAUCGAAGAUUGUGGCCGUGACCUAGCCUCAGUACAAGCGUUACAGAGAAAGCACGAUGCCCUCGAAAGAGAUUUAACUGCUUUAGAUGAGAAGAUUAUACAACUGGGAGAUGACGCUUCGGCGCUUGCGCAGAAACAUCCAGAUUCAAAAGAUACCAUACAAGGUAAAUACGAAGCACUAAUUGCUGCUUGGGAAAAGCUUAAAAGCCAGUCUGUUGAUAGGAGGGGUAAACUGGAAGAGUCGUUCAAAAUGCAUCGUUUUCUUGCCGAUUGGAGAGAUUUAAGUAUUUGGAUGACAGAUAUGAGAACAUUAAUCUCCGCUGAUGACUUGGCAAAAGAUGUGGCUGGUGCUGAAGCUCAGGUAGAGCGUCACAAAGAAUACACUGCCGAAAUAAACUCGCGAAUAGACAAUUUUGACACGUGCCUGCAAGAAGGUCAAGCGUUGAUAAGUGUUGGUCAUCCUUGCAGUGGAGAUAUUGCAGCUAAACUCUCAUCUCUUGAAAGAGAGCGAUCUUCUCUUCUAGAGCUGUGUGAAGAAAGACGUGAGCAGUUAGAACAGUGCAUGGGACUUCAGUAUUUCUAUCGUGAUGCAGAACAGUCAGAGUCCUGGAUUGGUAAACAAGAAGCUCUGUUAGAGAUCCAGGAUGUAGGGGAUUCUUUGGACUCUGUAGAAGCACUCAUCAGGAAACACGAAGAUUUCGAGAAAUCUCUUCUUGCGCAAGAGGAAAAAAUGCGACAGCUUGAUGAAUUUGCAACGAAGUUAAUCGAAACGAAUCACUACGCUGCUGCACAAGUCAGUGAGCUUCAGCAAGCUCUUCAAAACAGGCGGAACGCUUUGAAUGACAAAGCACAAAGUCGCCGUCAGCGUCUUGAAGAUUCUCAUCGUUAUCAAAUGUUUGAUCGGGAUACUGACGAAAUGCAAUCAUGGAUAUCAGAAAAGCUUAAGAGUGCGCUUGAUGAGAGCUACAAAGACUCAACUAAUUUGCAGACCAAAGUACAGAAGCACCAGAACUUCGAGGCAGAGAUACAAGCUAACCAGUCUCGUGUUGAGGAUAUCAAGAAAACAGGCCAGGAUUUGUUAAGUGCAAAUCACUGCAACUCAUCAGAAAUAAAGGCGAAGAUUGAGCAGCUAGACGAAACCUGGUCUCACCUUGUAAAUGCGAUGGGCAACAAGAGGAAGAAUUUAGACCAGGCUAGCCGACAGCAACAGUUUGUUCGUAAUGUUGAAGAUGUUGAGCUGUGGUUAAGUGAUGUUGAGGCUCAAAUAACAUCAGAGGAUGUAGGUCGUGAUCUUAACGGUGUGAUGAAUGCACAAAAGAGGCACAACUUACUUGAAUCUGAUAUAGUUGCUCAUCGUGAGCGUAUAGAUGCCUUCAAAGCUCAGGCUGAUACCUUCGCUGCUGAGGGCCAUUUUGAUGCACCUAUUAUCCAAGAAAAGCAACGCCAACUGUCACAGCGUUACAAUGAUUUACAAAUCCCACUAAAUCAGCGUCGGGAAAAGUUGAGGGAUGCAUACAAACUGCACCAGUUCUUCCGAGACGUGGAGGAUGAGGAAGACUGGAUCAGAGAAAAAGAGCCAGUUGCUGGUUCCACCAAUGUAGGUCGUGAUUUGAUUGGUGUUCAGAACUUGAUUAAAAAGCAUCAAGCUAUAUAUGCUGAAAUAAAUGGUCACUCACCGCGCAUUGAAGAGGUUGUUCAGGAAGGCCAGGAUAUGGUUCGCGCCAACCACUACGCUUCUGGAGAUAUCGAGAGACGUAUACAUGAUUUGAAUGCUGAUUGGGCACAACUUUGUGAAAAAGCCGACCAUCGACGACAGUUGUUGGAGGAUUCAUUACAAGCUCAACAAUACUUUGCAGAUGCAAGUGAAGCAGAAAGCUGGAUGCGAGAGAAAGAACCAUUGGUUGGCUCAUCAGAAUUCGGUCGAGAUGAAGAUUCCACUGAAGCUCUUCUGAAAAAGCAUAAUGCUCUGCUUGCUGACAUUGAAGCGUACGGCUCAACUAUUGAAGCUCUCGGUAUCCAGGCUAGUAGCUGCCGCAUGCAAGAAGCUCCAGCAAGUGAUUUACUUGGUAAAGAUGUCGUAAUGGCUCUUUAUGACUAUCAAGAAAAGUCUCCUAGGGAAGUUUCAAUGCGCAAAGGGGAAAUUUUGACUCUCUUAGCCAGUAACCACAAAGACUGGUGGAAAGUGGAAGUGAAUGAUCGCCAAGGUUUUGUUCCUGCUGCGUAUGUUAAAAAAGUUGAGGCUCCACUCUCAGAUGCUCAGUCGGGAUUGGUGUCUAAGCCACUUACUGUUGCAUCGCAACAGCAGCGUUUGGAAGAGCAGUAUAAUUAUCUACUCCAGUUGGGUCGGGAUCGUCGAGAGCGGCUCCAAGAUUCAGUUGAAGCCUAUCAACUGGUUAGGGAAGCCAACGAUUUGCACCAAUGGGUAGUCGAGAAAGAACUAGUUGCUGUGACGGAGACUAUAGUCCCUGGAAGAUUAGAAGAGGUAGAAUCAGAAAAGAAAAAGGUGGAUGAGUUUGUUAUGGAGCAAAAAGAACGAGAAGCCAGAGUCACAGAACUAUGUGCUAAGGCAGAUAAACUAAAACGAGGUGGUCAAACGGAAGCUGUAGAAAAAAUAGAGGGUAUUAUCAUGCAGCUUCAGAAAAAAUAUGAGCAACUAGAAGAAGUCACUGCUAAAAAAGCUAAGGAACUGGAAGAUAUUGAUGCUGUUCAGCGUUAUCACAGAGAGUGCGACGAAGCCAAAGAAUGGAUUGAAGAAAAAGAAAGUCGAUUGCUAACAGAUGAUGUAGGCAAUGACUUCACAUCUGUUCAGCGUCUAAUACGUAAACAUGAUGCACUAGAAAGAGAUUUAGUGGCACUAGGUGAGAGAGUUAAACAGUUGGAUUCAAAGGCAGCGGAUCUAGUGCAAAUCCAUCCUCAGGAUGCAGAAGCAAUAUGUAAACAUCAAGAAGAGAUUAAUCAUUUGUGGGAUGGAUUGGCUGCAACUGCUGAGAAAAGAAAAGCGAAGCUUUUGGAUUCUCUAGAUCUGCAAAAGUUCUUAGCUGAUGCGAGAGAUCUUCAGUCUUGGAUUAGCACGAUGCAUGGUUUGGUAUCAUCCAAACAAGUGGGGACGUAUGUUACCAGUGCAGAGUCUUUGUUGGAUAGUCACCGCGAAUAUCGUACGGAAAUCGAUACUCGAGCCCCAGCAUUUCAAAACUUUGAAUCAUUUGGUAAGGAAUUGUUAGACAAUGGGCAUUAUGCUUCCGAUGUGGUGCAACAAAAGCUUCAGGAUAUUGCAGAGGCAAGAGAAGCGCUAAAUGUUGCUUGGUUAAACCGUCAUAAGCUACUGGAGCAAAAUCUGGAAGAACAGCUAUUUUUGCGGGAUUGCGAGCAAGCUGAAGAUUGGAUGGCGAUCCGCGAAGCAUCUCUGGCUGGGGAUGACGUUGAUGGGAACAAAGUUGACGCACUGAUAAAGAAGCACGAGGAUUUCAACCGUGCGAUUACUCUUCAAGAAGUCAAGAUUCAGAACUUAAUUGCGAAUUCUGAUAAGCUUUUGGAGGCGGAUCAUUAUGACGCAGAUGGAAUCAAAGCUAAACGUGAUGAAGUUUUGAAUCGUUGGAUGCAUUUAAAAGAUGCUAUGAUCGAUAAUCGAAGCAAACUGGGGGACGUUCAAACACUUCAGGCUUUCAUUCGAGAUGCAGAUGAAAUGGAGCUAUGGAUUAAUGAGAAAAUGCAAUUUACGAUGGAUGAGCCUUACAAAGAUCCUACCACAAAUAUUCAGGCUAAACAUCAAAAGCAUCAGGCUUUUGAAGCAGAACUCGCAGCAAAUGCAGAACGUCUUCAAGGAAUUUUAGCAGCUGGCCAGCGUUUAAAGCAAAAGAAUCAGUGCAUGGGGCAGGAAAGUGCUGUUGAAGAACGUAUCGCUAAAUUGGCUAAUCAGUGGGACAAUCUUGUUAACCGGUCUCAUGAAAAGUCUGAAAAGUUACAAGAGGCCAAUCGUCAGGCUGCAUAUAAUGCUGGAAUUAAGGAUAUCGAAUUCUGGUUAGGUGAGAUGGAAACGUCACUUGUUAGUCCGGAUUAUGGCAGAGAUUCAGCAUCUGUGGACAGUCUAUUGUCAAAACAUCAGGUAUUGAUUACCGAUAUUCAAGCUCAUGAGGAUCGUAUCAAGGAACUUGAUGCUCGUGCAGAUGAGUUCAUCAAGUCUGGUGCGUGGGAUGCUGACAUGGUCCGUGAGCGGAAAAAAAUGAUCAACGAGAGAUAUGAGAAGAUUCGCGCUCUGUCGGAAAAUCGUGCCGUAACCCUUGGCAAAGCGAAGCGCUUGCACGAUUUUUAUCGCAAUAUUGACGAUGAAGAAGCUUGGAUUCGCGAGAAAAAAAUCUUAGUCAGCUCAGAAGAUUAUGGACGUGAUCUUAUAGGUGUAAGAAAUCUACGCAAAAAACAUGAGCGCAUUGAAAACGAAGUAGCAGCUCAUGAUCCGCUUAUCAGACAAGUUAUCUCACAAGGGGAGGAACUCACUGUUGGUAUUCAACUUGCUGAUCCUGAAGAAGUUAGAAAACGAAUGCAGCGUCUACAAACCGCUUGGGAAGAAUUACAAGGUCUUACGGCACUUCGUAGACAAAAACUUGAAGAAUCCUUGGCGUACCAAGAUUUCAUCGAUGGAGUUGAAGAGGAAGAGGCUUGGAUUCUUGAAAAGCAGCAUCUGCUUAGCAGUGAGGAUUAUGGUGAUACUCUUGCAGCUGUUCAAGGUCUCUUGAAGAAACAUGAUGCUUUUGAAACGGAUCUUAAUAUACACAAUGAAAAGUGCAAAGAACUGUGCUCAACUGGAUCUGAGCUUGUACAGUCUGAAAAUCAUAAUCGUUCGGCUAUUCAACAACGAUGUGAUGGACUAGUAGAAAAGUUGAGUGCACUCAACCAGGCUGCUCAACGUCGCAAAACUAAUCUCACGGAUAACUCGGCAUUUUUGCAGUUUAUGUGGAGAACAGAUGUUGUUGAGUCGUGGAUAGCUGAUCGGGAAACUCAAGUGCGUAGUGAUGACUAUGGUCGAGACUUAAGUAGUGUUCAAAUAUUGUUGGCAAAACAUGCUACUUUCGACACAGCAUUGGAAUCUUUUCAUACCGAAGGAAUUCAGACGAUAACUGAGCUUCACGAUCGCCUUAUUGCUGCAGAACACAAUCAAAGUCCAGCAAUUAAACAGCGAUUUACUUCUCUAAUGGAUCGUUGGGAACGUCUACGACGUGAAUCUGCUCGUCGCAAAGCUGAUCUCAUGCAACUUCAAGAACAGUAUCGAAAGGUUGAAGAACUUUAUCUGGCAUUUGCUAAGCGAGCAUCAACGUUUAAUUCUUGGUUUGAGAAUGCAGAGGAAGACUUGACUGAUCCAGUGCGUUGUAAUUCGUUAGAUGAAGUUCAUGCCUUAUGUGAAGCCCAAGAACAAUUCAAAGCAUCUCUAAAAGCUGCUGAAGCUGAUUUUCAGCAACUAGCCCAGUUAGAUCGUGAGAUCAAGAGUUAUGGUGUUGGCAUGAACCCAUAUACUUGGUUCACAAUGGAGUCACUUGUGGAAACAUGGCGUAACCUGCAGAAGAUCAUUCUAGAGAGAGAUGCUGAACUGCGACGUGAAACCGUUCGCCAGGAACAGAACGACCAGCUACGACAACAGUUUGCAGUGGCUGCCAAUUCUUUCCAUCAAUGGCUGCAGAAAGUGCGAACGUCGAUGAUGGAAGGCAGCGGGACUCUUGAAGAGCAGUUGGAAGGUGUCCGUGAAAAAUCAGCUGAAGUUAGAGCGCGAAAAAAUGAUCUGCGAGAGGUUGAAAAACUGGGGACCUUACUUGAAGAACAUCUCAUUCUGGAUAAUCGGUACACGGAACACAGCACAGUUGGUCUGAGUCAAGCCUGGGAUCAGUUGGAUCAGCUUGCAAUGCGAAUGCAGCACAAUUUAGAACAACAGAUUCAGGCCAGAAAUGUUAGUGGUGUCAGUGAAGAGGCACUCCGUGAAUUCUCUAUGAUGUUCAAACACUUUGACAAGGACAAAUCUGGGCGUUUGGAUCACCGUGAAUUUAAAUCAUGUUUACGUGCUCUUGGUCAUGACUUGCACGAAGUUGGGGAAGGUCAAGUGGAUGCUGAAUUCGAAUCUAUAUUAAGUGUGGUAGAUCCUAACCGUGAUGGUUACAUAACCCUUCAAGAAUUCAUGGCAUUUAUGAUAAGCAAAGAAACUGAAAAUGUGCAAUCCCGUGAUGAAGUCGAGGAGGCCUUCCGCGCAUUAACAAAAGAAGGGAAAGAGUACAUUACUAAGGAAGAACUAUAUGCAAAUCUAUCCAAGGAGCAAGCUGAAUAUUGUAGUCGAGUCAUGCCACCAUAUUACACUAAAAGUGGUCAGCCGAUUCUUGAUGCAUACGACUAUCAGGCGUUUACGAGACAACUUUUUGUCAGUUAAUUAUCAAGUUACAUUUCACCGAUUUCUGUGCAACUGUUUUCGUUGGAUAACUUCAUUCUUGGUAGUUCCAUUUUCGCUUCUUCAACAAAUUUUCGCUCGUUUUCGCUUCAUAUUAGUUCUAACUAUUCCUAAUAUUAACUUGUUCACUGAUUUCAUGUUGUGUACCGUAUAUUUAAUUUGUUGGUACCGAAAAUUCUAAAAUAUUUAUCUUGCACUUUCAUUUUGUUGCUAUAUUUUAUAUCUAGCAACAGUUAAAUAAAGCCUUGUGAUCAUACUGAAUAGCUCAUGCAUUGUGAUUGAUUUUCAUUUUCAAUUAUAUUAAAUCUCACAAUAAAUAGCUAGAUAUUAGUCGCUUUUCCUUCCUAAGCUGACUUCGUAAGUCUAAGUCACUGUUAGAUAUCAGAGGUGAUCUUUUUCGUUCACUUAGUGGAAAAAUAUUGUCUUAUUUACAACUAACUGUAACAUGUUGCCAUCUAUGGGUAAGACGUUUUUUACCCUGGUGUAAAUCAUUGCAUUUGAAACGUGUUAUGAGCAAAAAUCCCAGGCAUUCAAGAUUUCUUAGAGAAUCACAUUGGUUGAGAAUUCUGAGCUAUUUCUGUAUGAAGUCUCUGGCUGUUGGUUUGAGUCAUAUGGGGCGAUGCAGACUAAGUGGUUGCGGUCCGCGGGACGAAAGGAACCAGUGGUCGGAGACUGUAGGUGAUAUGGCUGA
This is a messenger RNA of Heterobilharzia americana, 8014 nucleotides long. The record is from the annotation of a GenBank genome assembly. NCBI's taxonomy places the organism in Eukaryota, Metazoa, Platyhelminthes, Trematoda, Strigeidida, Schistosomatidae.